This is a messenger RNA of Vicugna pacos (alpaca), 746 nucleotides long. RefSeq names its product musculoskeletal, embryonic nuclear protein 1 (gene MUSTN1). The record is from RefSeq and is a predicted model, not a curated record. Gene Ontology annotation, biological process: chondrocyte proliferation; tissue regeneration; chondrocyte differentiation. Lineage: Eukaryota; Metazoa; Chordata; Mammalia; Artiodactyla; Camelidae. Gene Ontology annotation, cellular component: nucleus.
UUCAUAAACACAUCGCUGCCAGUCCGAGCACCUCCCACCUGCAAGUCAGCAGCUGUUCUGGCGGGUACGGGGUCCUCGUAGCUGUCUGCCUCCACCAGGGCCACAGCCCCCUAAGCAGCAGUGCUCCGUGAGCCCCCAUCAUCUCCAAGAAUAAACUCUGAAGCCAGCAGCUGCGUGGAUCUGAAUCAUCGUGGAGCUUUUGGCGGAGGGGGGUGACUUCCCAGGACAGGCAAGCGGACUAUAUAAGCUCCAGAGGCCCAGGCGCCGCGCAGAUCGUGUCCUCAGCUGCUGCCUGCCAGGAAGCGGCUGUCCACAGCACCCACCAUGUCCCAGGCUGGCAUUCAGGAAGCCCCCAUCAAGAAGAAACGCCCCCCUGUGAAGGAGGAAGACUUGAAGGGGGCCCGAGGGAACCUGGCCAAGAACCAGGAGAUCAAGUCUAAGACCUACCAGGUCAUGCGGGAGUGUGAGCAAGCUGGUUCUGUCGCCCCGUCGGUGUUCAGCCGCACCCGGACUGGCACCGAGACCGUCUUUGAGAAGCCCAAAGCCGGACCGGCCAAGAGCGUCUUUGGCUGAGAAGUGCCUGCCACCCCCAUCACCACCACUGACACACCCAGACACAGGACCCUUUCCCAAGAACUCUUUUUUAUGCCAGAAUGUACCUUCUCACCUGCUGCAUCUGGGGCUGCCACCCCUCCCCCACAGCACCUGGGAAACACCAAUAAAGCAGAUGCCCGAGUGGCUCCAGC